Medicago truncatula (barrel medic) is the source of this 1409-nucleotide messenger RNA. Its product is annotated as protein SGT1 homolog A. The record is from RefSeq and is a predicted model, not a curated record. Lineage: Eukaryota; Viridiplantae; Streptophyta; Magnoliopsida; Fabales; Fabaceae. The transcript has 10 exons. Gene Ontology annotation, molecular function: protein-folding chaperone binding. The coding region runs from base 124 to 1197 and encodes 357 amino acids.
CUCCCUCUUUAUAAUAUCCUUUCUCUCUCUCUCAAUCAUCAAUCAACCCUUUCGUUUCCCUCUCUCACUCACUUUCUCUCUCUAGAUUCUCUCUCUCUCUCUCUCUCUCUCUCUCUCUAUACGAUGGCUUCCGAUCUUGAAGAGAAAGCCAAAGAAGCCUUUGUUGAAGAUCACUUUGAGUUGGCUGUUGAACUUCUCUCUCAAGCCAUUACUCUUGACCCUCUUAAACCUGAAUUCUACGCUGAUCGUGCUCAAGCCCAUAUCAAACUCAACAACUUCACUGAUGCUGUUGCUGAUGCAAACAAAGCAAUUGAGUUGAAUCCUUCUCUAUCAAAGGCAUAUUUGCGCAAAGGCAAUGCAUGCAUGAAGCUUGAGGAAUAUCAGACUGCCAAGACUGCUUUAGAGACGGGUGCCUCAUUGGCUGCAGACAAAUCAAGAUUUGUUAAGUUGAUCGAAGAAUGUGACGAACUCAUUGCAGAAGAAUCUGAUACCAUACCUACACAGGAAAAGUCCACAACACAGGAUCCGACUUCAAAAGAUGUUCAGCCAGAAGAUCUUUCAGAGGAGCCGAUAGUGGUGGUUGCUAAGCCUAAAUAUAGGCAUGAGUUUUACCAGAAACCUGAAGAAGUGGUUGUAACCAUAUUUGCAAAGGGGGUCUCAAAGGAAAGCAUUACUGUUGACUUUGGUGAACAAAUUCUAAGUGUCAACAUUGAUGUCCCUGGAGAAGAUGCAUACGUUUUUCAAAAUCGCUUGUUUGGAAAGAUCGUACCUUCCAGAUGCCGGUAUGAAGUCUUGACCACCAAAAUUGAAAUUCGUCUUGCUAAAGCUGAAUCUAUUCCCUGGAAGACCCUAGAAUUCAACAAAGAGACCACAAUUGCACCCAAGGCAAUUGCUUCAGUUACUGCCACUCAAAGACCCACUUACCCGUCCUCAAAACCAAAAAGAACAGAUUGGGAUAAGCUUGAAGCUCAAGUUAAGAAAGAGGAGAAAGAUGAAAACCUUGAUGGCGAUGCUGCCCUGAACAAAUUUUUCCGUGAAAUUUAUCAAGAUGCUGAUGAGGAUACAAGAAGAGCCAUGAAAAAGUCAUUUGUGGAGUCGAAUGGAACAGUGCUGUCUACAAACUGGAAGGAAGUGGGAACAAAGAAGGUGGAAGGAAGUCCUCCAGAUGGCAUGGAGUUGAAGAAAUGGGAAUAUUAAUAUCUUUUCUGAAUCAAUGUUAUGUCUACAUUGUGUUUUGGGAUUAUACUUUUGGUUACAUAACUGGCCAACUAUAGAUAUUAUUCAACUUCUCUGUUUUUGUUGAAUUUUCAUAUCAUGUGUCUACAUUGCUUGUUCAGUUUUAUCUUUUUUGGUGAAUACAAUGCACAUUCUGGUUUAAUUCUAUUUCAAGUUUCUAUUUUUCAAUUUAA